This is a messenger RNA of Prorocentrum cordatum, 1058 nucleotides long. NCBI's taxonomy places the organism in Eukaryota, Dinophyceae, Prorocentrales, Prorocentraceae. The record is from the annotation of a GenBank genome assembly.
AGUGAUUUUGGCUGGAGCUGAAGAGUUGCCUUGGAAGCAUCCCCUCCGGCCCCAGGCAAUGCUGUCGAGCAGUCGCCGACUGGAGGGUCCAUAAUCGGCCUUCUGGCAGCAGAGAGGGCACGCGGCCCAUGCCGCUCUAGAGAUGGGUGAGCCGGAACCCGCCGCAGACCUCUCUGACAGGUGCAGCACCCUGGUGCUCCUGGCGCCCGUAGGCUGCAGGCUAUCGGCACCCCUGGUCGGGAUGGACGAUUUUGCCGAGAGCCUGGCAGAUGCAGAGGCGCCGGGGCUGAAUACUUCUUCGCCUGCAGACCAGUGGCAGCUGCCGGGGGGCUCGGCUGCCGCGGCGGGGAGCAAGGUGGCCUCGCCAGCGGCGGCGUGCCCGGAGGGGCGCUGGUCGUGUGGCAGCUGCAGCGACGAGGCGAACGGAGAUUUCUCGAGCAGCAGGUCUUCACUGAACUCGAAGUCGGGGGCGGAUGCGCCAGCGAGGCCGACGGAUGGUCCAGCUUUCAUCGACCUCGGCCAUCCCGACGCGAAGCUCAUGCUGCUGCUCCUCGGCGGCCGCGACGAGGCCCGCUGGAGCGACUGACGCUGUCGCACCCGCGUGCUCCGAAGCCCCACAGGCACCUCCCCGGUGGGCCGCCUGCCAUGGCGUGCCGUGCGGCCGAGCUUUUCCAGGCUCGGGGCCCCCGGAGCCCUCACGGCAGCGCGGGCGCUGCCAGGAGUGAGCUGUACAAACGUUUAAGCGCCUGGCGUACGAGCAGGUGCCCAUGGGGCACCUGCUCACGCGUGCGAUUGUUUUUGAGCCACGUCGGGGUGCACCAAGUUUUCUUUCCUAUCAGGGCGCAUCGGGGGCAUCCUAAUUAUCAGGGACUACUCGGCCCACGCGAUCACAAUACACCGCUGAUCUUCCAGUCGAAUCUGACCGCGCGACUGUCCGGCCACGACGCGCACCAUUCGUGCAGCAUGUGGUGAGGCAACCGGGCGGAUUGUAUCGUACUUUGCCGGUAGAGCUGGCGGCGGCGUGGAGGUCUUGACUGUUCGUGCUCGAGGCGUCCCAG